This is a messenger RNA of Cryptotermes secundus, 3027 nucleotides long. RefSeq lists its product as uncharacterized. Lineage: Eukaryota; Metazoa; Arthropoda; Insecta; Blattodea; Kalotermitidae. The coding region runs from base 918 to 2144 and encodes 408 amino acids. The record is from RefSeq and is a predicted model, not a curated record. The transcript has 5 exons.
CUGACCGUUAAUCCUUGUAGAUGCUAUUUCAGCAGUCGCUGCUGUCGAGACGACGCGAAACGCUUGUUGUAAGAGCGCUGUGUGAGCUCGCAGGCGCGCCAAGUUUGUUUUGUUACUGAGACCGCUAACCAAACAUAAUUAAUAUCAUAAAACUGUGCUCAUGUAAUUUGCGUGUGUUUGCAUUGUGAAUGAAUACAGAUCGAAGUGAGUGUGUAUAAGCUAGAAAUGAAAGUGAAUGACACCUGAUGACUAGUUACUCAACAAGCUUGGAUUAAAAAAUAUGAGUUCACCUUCGAACCAAAUUCCAGGUUCUACUGCAGCCAGGUGUCGAAGCAGCAGACCGAAACUCUGCACGCGUAACCACUGCCUAAUCUACAAGAGAGACCAUCAGGGGCUUCCGCCUCCACUUAAAUUAGGAGAAGACGUAUGAAAACAACACGGAAGACCUGUCCCAUCCACUGUAGACUUAAGACAGCUUACUUGUAUAUACCAGUCCAAUCAGAUAUCACAUUUUUUUACCUCUUGGAAUGGAGUUCACAUUUUCUACGUCACGUUGCUGGCCUGAGCAUCAAAGUGUAAAGCCGAAGUGAUAUAAGUUUGAGCUAGAAGUUUGAUUUAAUUAGUCACGAUUAUAAUAUCUGUUUUUAAUAAAAUAAAGAGAUGCUGUUUAAACAAGUUAGAAUGGCUCUGAUAGGAAUGUGCAGUAACACUUUAAGCCCUGGUCCAGUAGUAAAAUAAUCAUAGUGACAAAACAAUGGCGUGAAAAAUAAUUUUCUUCUAAUUGUGUCUCGUCGUAUUUGCUUGAUUUGAGUGGCUGUGUGUUGUGUCAGCAGUGAAAGUGUGGAUGACGUCGUCACUAAAUGGCUGCGUAUUUAUCGGACGUCGUCAUAUAGAGACGCCGGCGUAUCGUGACAGCCAUGUUAAAACAUAUGCCGACAGGAGUGACGUCAUCCUCUACAGCAAUGAUGAACGGUGGGGCUCACCAUCCAGGGUCCAGAACACAGCCGGACGGCGUCGUCAUGAUGACAGAUCUGCCGCCCCCUGUCACACACGCUGGUCGGCUUCGUGGUGGUCCAACUAUUCUAUCUCAGCACCAACCCCAGCUGAAUCUCAGCUUGAACCUUUCUCAGAGGUUAAACCACUCCCACGCUUUGAAUGUCUCUACUCUUAGUACGUCGAAACAUUCCUUGGGGAACUCUAGUGGGGUGAGUCCCGGGGGUGGAGGAGGGGGUAACACAACUGUGAACAAUAUAACAAUGAAUGGACCUGUUAGUCAGGUUGUAACUCCGCCAAAAAUAGCAAAUGGAGGUUUACAUAUCUCCAGAGGCCGUACCACAAGUAUAAGUGGUGGAAGCACGCUGAUUCCAGCCAAUGUAUCCCGGUUCAUGACCCGGUCGAAGGAAGCCGGGAUCAAAGAGAUGCUGACGUCGCUAGGUCUACUGUGCCUGGUGUCACUCUUGCUUGCACUUCUGUCGCUUAUCUUCCUGCUCAAGAUUUCGCCGAUGUCACCUACAGGGAUGAGGGACAUGCGCAGAACGGAACAGCUGACGAUCAUCUCUGCCGAAGAGUAUGUCGUCGUGUACGAAGUCACGCUGGCACUUUGUGCUCUCACACUUUCCCUGAACCUGUGUUGCCUUCUGGUGUGCGCUAUCCAGUUCCUCUUCGCCGUGAAGCUCGUGAAGUCCCCGCAAGGAGGCCACAGGACGAAUAAGUACCUGCAAAAAUCUUCCAUCACUCGCGUCUGUGCUGUGGGUGGAUUCUUCAUCUCUAUCCCUGUAUUUCUUACAGGCAUCAUUCUGUAUACGUUUAUCCAGUUUCAUUCCACUCCAGCCAUUGUGACCAGUGUGUUUAUUGGCCUGGGUAUCAUCUUCUGUGGAUGUGCGAUGGUCCACAAUGUCUUUAUCUGGCAGAAGGAGAAAACCAACGCAGUCCGGGCACUGGCUCAGCAACACCGUGAACGAGAGCAGCAGCAACAAUCUUUAAGGCAGCCAACACCACCUACACCUGUAGACUUGAACAAACAAGCAGCAUGUCACCCUCGGGAUGCAAGUGGCAGUGUAAGCCCUGGGGUGCCAGCUGCGACUCUUGAUCUUAGCUCUGUCACAACUGCUGCUUCACCACAUGAACUGUCUACAUUGGUGUGACAAGUGACAUUCACAAAUACAUAAAAGAAUUUCUACCAUGGCUGCCAUGUUACUGCAUCAUUCUUAAAAUGCCAGUAAAACUGAUACAAACUUUCAUGCACAUUAAAAUCAGUCAUCAUGAACCAGAGAAGUGGAUUUUAAUGGGGAAGUAAAUAAAACAUCAAUCAAACUCAUAAUUAAUAUAAAAAAGAAAAAUAUGAUGCUUCUUUAUGAUAGAGCCUAUAAAAUAUACAUUUCCUCUGUGAAAGUACUUCUAAUAGGAAGUGGGGGAAAAAUAAACAAAAUUUCCCUUUAAAUAAAAUUUGUUUUCUCACAUGAGUGAACGUUAAGAUUAUGGUUUUCUUAGGUGAUCCCAUAUAGUUGGCAGAUUGGUACCAGGAAUUUGGAAGAACUCGCUGCCUCCAUUUCAGACUAGAAAAGAGUGAAAAUUGAGAUAGCAGUUCCCUCUAAACAGAUAUUACCUAACUAUCAUACAUGGCAUCACAUAUUAGAAGACUAUAAUCUUUUUCUUUUAAAAUGUGUGUAAUGAAUCAAAACCAUGUUCCAGGCAUGGCUUUUGAACCAGAGCAUUUCUUAACAGACAAAAGUCUUGGUAUCAAGGUUCAAUAACACAGUACACUGCCUUCCUGUUAGCUUGCAAUAAUUAUAAAAAACAUGAACACUAAAUUCAGCUACAUUUGAAUACUGGAUUAUUUUAUGAAUUGAUUUAAUAAAAGUUAUUGUUAUGUACUUCUGUCUGGGAGAAAUGUGGGUAAUUAUAAACAGCUGGAAGGAAUGGAAGAAACAGUGUCUUUUGUUCAUCUUCAUUUGUCACAGGUUUCUUGACCUACCUGGAUCCAAGACUUCAAAAACUAAUCAAACCUUUCUGUUUAAAGAUCAUUCU